AUUCAGCCUCGACGUAUUACAGCGAUCAUCCAUUGCAUGCUGUGUGACUCUCCUGUUCCCAGACAUCUCAGAUCGUUUAUUGAAGGUAUUCUAGGACACCGCAUGAGCAUGGAAUCGUUUUCAGUUGCUUUGGUUUUGCUCCAAAUUGGUGGUCUCAUCAGAUCAUGUCAGUCAUCCACCUGUCAUGCGCAGUGCGAUUACGACCACGUGACUGGAAGGGUUGACUGCUCCUUCCGUCACCUAGACUGCAUCCCCGUCAACUACCCAGACGCUCUCGUCAUGGAUCUCAGCCAUAACGACAUUACAGUGCUCGAACCAGCCGACUUCAAUGGAACCUUCACAAGGUUGGUGGAGCUGUACCUUGACCACAACAACAUAACUGAUGUGACGUCAUUCAUGACGUCAUCGGAGAUGGGAAGACUGGAGAAACUGUCGAUCAAACACAACGCUAUUUCUGGGAUGCAUUCCACGUGUACCCUCAGUUCUCUCGUUAAUAUGUCGGUUGAUUAUAACUUUUUAGUAGACAAUAUUUACAUUCCCAGAUGCCCAAUGUUGCAGUACUUUUCGGCAAAUUUUAACUUGAUAAUGGGUAUUUACCUGCUCCCAGAUUUACCGUCUGUUAUCAGCUUGCAGUUCAACCAAAUACAAUCUUUCACACUGAAAAUACAAACUGAUAUCCAAACACUCUACUUGGACCAAAACCAAAUUCACCAUUUUGAAGUUCAAAAUGACAGUGUUAACGUAGUUUCCCUCAGCCACAAUGAACUGAACACCCUGUCCCUGUCCAUUCCGCUUGAGCUAAACAUGGCAAGUAACGGAUUAACCGACUUCAGACAUUCAUUUAAUUUAUCUAGAAGCAGAGGUAGGUUCAUGAAUAAACUGGACAUAAGGAACAACUCGUUUCAUUCCCUGAGGCAACCAGACUGGGCAGAAGGUCUGCAGAUCCUAUACGCAGAUGACAACAUGCUGACCAACCUGUCUUCUACAACCCUGCAAGGAUUCUCAAGUCUGACGGAGCUCCAUCUGGCAAACAAUAGACUCUCGUUCAUCUCUUCAUCCGCUCUGAGGCAACUCAUCUUGCUACAGUCUCUGUACCUCGAUGACAACGACCUGGCGUCAUUGCAAGACGGAACAUUUCUCAGCCAAGCUGAACUAAAAGAGCUCUCCAUCAAAAACAACCAACUCUCCGUCUUACGCCCCAAUUACUUCACCGGUCUGGACUCUCUUGAGCGUCUGAGUGUUGCCGGGAAUCGACUCCUUUACGUCCACGCGGACAUGUUUGGUCGACUAACUCCUGAACUCAUCACCAUAGACCUCUCUCAAAAUGAAAUAAUCGUCUUUGAUAUUACGAACUGCAACCGUCUGGGAAACUUACAGAGCGUCCUACUAGCUCAAAAUUCAGUCAAUGACAUUACAUACAUACUUGGUCAUUGUGACAACUUGCUGAUGCUGGACCUGAGGUUUAAUCAGAUCGAAGUGGUUCCUGGUGACUCUCUUUCUGACAGAAACAGAGCGCUAUCCAGACUUGAGCUUCAAGGCAACCCUCUUCAGUGUGACUGCCGGUUGACGGGUCUACGUGACUGGCUUCUCGACCAUCCUUCGUCUGUUCUUCCUCGAUGUCAAAGUCCACCGCGGUACUCUGGAGCAGUGGUUACCGACUUGAAAACACAUGACUUCUCUUGCGAUCCUCCCAAGGCCAUGUCUAACGGAAACCAUCUUACAGUGACAGUUGGUCAGACAGCGACUCUGUCAUGCACUGCGACCGGAAUUCCUGCCCCAAACAUAACAUGGCUUGACCCCGCUGGCACGGUGAUAUCAGAUGGAGGGCAGGGCAAAUUCCUCAUUUCUAAAGACAUGACUUUGUUUGUCAUUUCCGUGAAGAUAUCUGAUCAAGGGUUGUACACGUGUUUGGUCCAAAAUGCUCUGGGUGAAAUAGACAAAUCUUUGAUCAAUAUUACUGUUACGGAAGUCUUUAAAUCAACAGACCUACCUACAGUGACGAAUAAACCCACCUCCAUUUCUUUGGCUCCUGUCGUUCUCCCCACCGUGUUUAUUACCAUCGUUGUCACACUCUCUGCAGGCCUAGUUGCCUUGGCCAUUCGCCGCUGUUGUCGUCACGUGAACAGACAAAUACGGAAUCCAUCUUUUUCAGGACAGGCCCAGCCGACGGUUAAUUUCCGCAGGCAGAGAGCCACACACUCGGAGGGAGGCUACGUUUCAAAAGUCGAUGGUGAGGAAUAUAUGACCCCAAUGUCGAGACCUAGCAAAGGGGGUGAGAUAAAAGAGACCCCAGGAUUCGUGUACGAGAAUACAGGCGUGCAAAUCUCACUACAAAGCUACCAGCGGCAGCCCACUAAUGACACCAGCGAUGACGUGUACGAACCGGUGUCUGUCAACUAAGCUUCUCUAUUUGGUAUUUCUUGUCUUUUUUGUUUCAGAUCAUUCUUCCAACAGUAUAUGACACAUUAAUCUACACGAUACAUACAAGACCUCGUAGUACCGAUGAUGAGAAAGGGGGUAAUGUGAAAUAAAGCAAUAUUCACCGGCGCAACAUCUACAUACUCAGGACACUCAUGCCCGUGGGUUUGAAUGUGGAAUUCGCUGCAUUAAUAUCGCCAGACCUGAACCAAACUCCGAUGAAAGCCCAGUCGGGCCGAUAAUUCAACCUCUAACUUCUUCCGAUGGGCACUGUUUUGCUUCAAAUUGCCUUACUCUGUUUAUGUCGUUCUCUGCCUCAUUUGAAUUGCCUUUUCCUAACUUUUGGCUCUCUUUUAAUGACGCGUUAAAGCGCUGCUCCCCUGUGGCGUAACCAGGGGCAAUAGGAGGAGGCAACUUUCCGCCGUAGCAACUUUCCCUCGUAGAACCCCCCCCCCCGAAGUGCCUGGCCAAGCCACUGUUUUUUCUACUCAUAGCUGAUCAACCCAGGGAUCCCCGUUGUUCAGUCCCAUGGAUUAAAGGAGAGAACGUUUGUCGGAUUUCUUUGUUCUGACAAUUUGAACUCAGUUUUCUGCAACUCUUGACUGAUGUUUGAUGUGCAUUCGUAUAUUAUAAAGCCUCACCUUGCUGUGUGAUUGUCGAUUAUUUGGACAGCGUUGAUUACAUCAUUUUUUCCCCAAAUCAUCCUUCACAGCGGCGUUACAAACUGGUGAAUAUCCAGGGUCAGAUCUCAUGCAACCCACUGAAGUCGCUGGAAAUAUUGCUUACGAAAACUGAAAAAUUGGAAAAAGGGAAAUGAAAAGGCACUAAAUGUCUUAGCUUCAGCUGAACGGUUGGGGAAAUCCUCAAGUGCAAGGAGGCGCCCUUGUGCAGGUUUGAAAAAGGCUACUUGAUUUAGGCCGUCGCCAUUUUCUUUGUUAUAAGAUGCCAGACCUUGCAUUUACAAACAUGUCUGAAUUUAACAUGCCAUCGGCAAUGUGGACGUCCUUACUCGUUGACCCCAAGAACGGUAACAAGGUAUACAUGUACGUGUCGUGGCGAGGUAUAAUGACAUUAAUGGAAGGACGAACAUUUCGUAACAGUUCUCAAGGACUGUAACCAUACAUGUAACAAUGUAGUUGAUAUUGUGAGUUACACUGUUACAGAAAGGGGACAAAAUCAGGCACUGUUAUUUGUCGCUAUACAUGUAUUUAUUUCAUUGACUAAUGUUGCUCGACCAAUAGCGACGCCAUGUAUACUACACAACGUCCAUAGAGACUUUAAUCAAGUAAAAAGCAAAAGCUAACAGUUUUAUUUUUAGUAUAAACAACAUAAUGGUUACGCAUGUACACAAAAAGUCUUGUGUAAUUAUUUUUAAUGUGUCAUUUUGUACAGUAAUUUGUAUCAGACUAUUCAGGCCGUUGUGUUUACUCAAGUUCAGAGCAUUGUUAAAUAUAUGAUUGUUAAACACCAUACACAAAAAAGAAGUACAGAAUGUGACAGGUUUCAUCUGCAUAUUGGUGGAUCCAAGGCUUACACGGCACUGGCAGAAGGGGAAAAGGACAAACAUUGGUAUUAGGCCUAUAGAUCUCAAACACUGCAGCCGUGUGUGCUUGACUUACCAUGGACAUGGGGGGUCUCAACUACCUGGUGCACCACCUGAUAUGUCAAAUGGCAAUUAUUUUGCCCUUUAAUUUGCCUUUGGGGGUAGUGAACGGAGUCUUCCAACCUUUAGAAGUGCUUCUGGCUGAGAGUUUUGUUUUUUCGAGGGGGGUCGGACUUCAUUGCAAGUCAGGAGGUGGACACAAAAAUAAUGGGUGUUGAUCUAAUUUAUGGGUAAUAAUUAAUGAGCCUUGAACAGAUAUUACUGAGAGCGUCCCUUAUCAACUGUUUUUCUCAUUUGUCUAAAAUUGCUUUCACACAAACCACGAUAAUCAAGCCAAACUCAUGCAUUGGUUUAGGGCCAGGUCCAAACCACCUGCACUCCCUUCCACGAACCAGCCUACGGGACAACUAUACAAGCUUCCCGCGAACUUGCAGCACGCCUACGUCAGUCUGUGUUCUUUCCUCUACGCUGUGAUGUGAAGUACAUGUACAUGUACAGUGUACAUGUACAUAUGUUUACCAGCCUAUUGCAACCACUUUCCUUAACCCUUCCUAAUAGGCAGGUGUUGGCAGACAGCUACCGCCCAUACUUGCCCACAUAACAUUUUGAAGUUGAUCGAUUAGAAACUUACACAUUAGCGGGGAUCAUGUGAAGCGCCGGACUGGUUUUGGGUCGAGUGGCUUGGACCUUGCACUGGCCGCUAUUGCAAAAUUGGACCAUUUGAGUUUAUUCCAGGAUUCAUGACAAAACAGCCUCAAGGAAAAGUGAAAUUGGCAGGAUAGGAUCUGCACAGAAAAAAUAAUGGACUUGUUCCACGAAUCGCAGACAACUCCCUAUGUAAAGGGUUAUGGUUACUGUGCAGAAAGAAUACAAUACAUGUGUAGAGGAUACCAGACGUUCCUUUUUUUCUUGUCUGUUCCUAUGAAUUGAUUUGAAGAGUAUUGCUCGACCAAAAAGCAAAAACAAAUAUUAUGGCUAAUAACUUCCAGAUAUAGACUUUAAUCCACUGACCUUCGAAAAAGCAAACACUAAAACUGGUUAUAGCCUAAUAUUUUGGUGAAAUGGUGACCAGAACAAAAAAUAUUAACCGUGUAUCGUUUAGAUAUAAAACUGUCAUUUGUAUUUCUACUUGACUUUUCAGACUGUUUGUAUUUAUGCAGGAGUUUAAAGUGUAAUUUAAUAUUUAUAGGCCUAAUGUUAAAGUUUAAAUAUUAUCAUAUACCCAAGAGGUAAUUACAAAGGAUGAUAUCUUAAUUUUUUUUAACAAACCCGAAUGCUAUCAACGGCGGAUGCAGCGGCCAAUUUUUCGGGGGGAGGAAGACAGAAUUUCUUUAUGUUACAAGCCUGGUCAUUCUGAGGGGUCACGGAAGUCAGUAAAUUAUGGCUUUUAACGAGCAUCUGGGAGGAAGACAGAUGAAAUCGUCUCUCAAAUCGUUCCUCUCUCAUUAUAGUUAAGACAAAAAAGUGUUCCCUUUUUGUCGGAGGGGGUGCCUCCCGGAGUCUAUCGAUGAAUAUUGUCGUAAAACGAACCCCUUCAAAAACUCGUUCAUCUUGCAUAUUGGUACAUGUGCAAUACUUGUUUCGAGAAUUUUGUGGAAAAAGUUAACUAUUUUGACAGUUCUCGUCUACUGAAUGUGUAAAAUUAUUAAUAUUAUUUUUACAUUCGAGAAACACUUGGCUUUGCUUGAUCAGGUGUCCGUUGUCUUAAUGGAGAGGACAAAAGUUUUUGCCCCAAGGCUUUAUGUAAAAAGUUACUGAAUGACGGAUUGAAAGUAUUUUACCAGUAACGACUUUUUUGUGGUAACGUUUGGUUCUCGUGUAUUAAGUAUAGCUGUAUAUUGUACCGUUACAGAGUAAAAAUGGAAAAAGUUGUAUUUUUGUUGAAAGGAAUACAGGUAGGCCUACAGUUGCAUGUCUUUUUCAACUAUAACUGACACUCAAGCUGAUUUGCUAUAAUAAUUUGAAGAAAUGAUACAUGUAUAUUUAAUAUUACAUAAAUACUGUAAUGUCUUGUACUAUAGACUUUACUUCAUUUUUCCGUAUGUUGACAAUAGAUUAAAAGGUAACGGCAUUUAUCUUUUUCUCGGUGCAUUUCUCAGCGAUUUCAGUCAUCUAGAAUGUAUUUGUUUUUGUUUAACCAGCAACAACUUUACGGGCUUGUGUAAGUUUUUAUAAUUCGGUGACUCAUACUGAGAUUUCAUUUCAGCUUUAAUUCAGUCACUUUCUACUAUAAAUAUCACCGUUUUUUUUCAUUUUUGAGAAAGCAAUAGUUAAAUGUACAUGUAUAUUGUGAGUAAUAAAUAUAGC
This is a messenger RNA of Acanthaster planci (crown-of-thorns starfish), 6328 nucleotides long. RefSeq lists its product as uncharacterized. The record is from RefSeq and is a predicted model, not a curated record. NCBI's taxonomy places the organism in Eukaryota, Metazoa, Echinodermata, Asteroidea, Valvatida, Acanthasteridae. Gene Ontology annotation, molecular function: protein binding.